Molecule: messenger RNA, 1886 nt
Organism: Archocentrus centrarchus (flier cichlid)
Lineage: Eukaryota; Metazoa; Chordata; Actinopteri; Cichliformes; Cichlidae
Exons: 10
Coding region: 184-1770 (528 amino acids)
Source: RefSeq, a predicted model, not a curated record
ACUAAUUACAACUAACUGAAUUGGAGAACAAAAAGUAAAAACUAACUAAAACCUAACUAUAAUGUAAAAUCCAAAACUAUUAUAACCUUGGUGCUGGCUCCCAUUAUUUAGGUGGGGACUGGUUGGCAUGACUUGUGCAUAUGAGAAUCAAAGAAGCAUUUCCGCAGUCGAUUUCAUUACAUCAUGUUGGUGAAGGUGAGAUUUGGAGAAACGCAGAAGUAUGUCAAAGUAGCUGAGACUGAAGAUGGUUAUGAUGACUUCAGCACAUUUCUUCAGAAAGUCAUUGUGAAGCUAGGUCUUCCUCUUGAGACUGAGCUACACUUGACAGAUGAAUCAGGGACAGAAGUUGAUGCAGAUGUGUUUGAGGAUCUUUUGCAAGCAGGGAACCUUACUGUUAGGGUGACAACUGAGAAGUCAACAGUUGUGCUUCAACAUGAUUUAUCAUCUACUUCGCUGGAGUCAACCAUGUCAGACAAUUCAUCUGUGUCAGUUUCUGGAGACUCCUUGCUAGCAUCUUCUGACUCAUCUGAUGCCACAGUGAUUGUUCACACAAACGGAGGGACGAGAACACAUGCUGAACGGGAAGCAGCAAAAGAGAUGGUGAGAAAUGCUCUCCAGGUUAAACCAGGUGGACAGGUUAUUUUGGAUGAAUACGAUAAACUGCGAUCACUGACGGAUGGCACAAGAAGACGUUUGGUAAACCUCCUUGUGGCCAACAUGGUUGAAAUUCAUGGGAUGAUCCCACCAGUCUCUGUGAGAACUAAAUAUGCUUUGGGCAUCAUCUCUCUAUUUCCCAGCCUCAAAGAUCCAUAUUCAGACAAUGGAUAUGAACACUUCUAUGACCAACAGAGUGGAUCUGGCUACUUGGCUUGGAGAAUAAAAACUGUUCAGCGCAACUCGGCAGCUCAGUCCCGGAGAUCCUCCACCAGCACAGCCUAUCAAGAUAGUCCAAAGAGAAAGAGAGAGGUUUCCUGCACCGAUAAGCAGCUGCUUGGUGAGGAGUGUCGUGAAGCGAUAUCCUUUUUGAAACAUUCAACUGAUGAAUCGGCAGUCAAAGAGAAGAUGAGGGCCACAUUUCAGUAUCGUCAAACACUGGUUCAAGAUCAACAGUGCUCUUCAACAGUCUUGGAUGUCUUCCCACGAUUCCUUAACAUCACUGGCUUGAUUGACCAGGACUUCACCAUGAUGUUUGGAGAGGAGGUGUCGGGCAGAUUUUUGGCAAAAUGGCCUACUUUUUUCAAACCUAGGAUCCUGACAGAGUGCAGAAAACUGACUUCUAAUGAGCACAUUGAAGAGCUCUUGUAUUCGCAGCACGACACAGGCUGGGACAGUGACCUGUCAAGCAUUCUACUGUUGCUUCACUUGCUUCCACCUACCUCCAAAGGCCACAAGAAGAGUGCCAAAAUCAGCUCAUGUCAAGCUGUGGACCAUGUUGUGAGAUAUCUGCAGAUGGGAGCCAGUGUCGAAACCUUCUUUGCUGGUGUGGAACCGGGACAGCCCUUCCUCCUGUGUGUUGGUGAAAACAAGAGCAGCAUCCAAAGAUACUACAUCAUCAUUGAUCACAAGGCCGUCCCUUGCAAGGCACAGACCUCCUUGGCAGCUUUCGAUGAGGUCUUCAAGGCACACUUCAUCUUCAGCGUCAACUACCAUGAAUCCCUCUAUAACUUCUAUACGUUCAUCCAAACCACAGUUUUUAACAUUGAUGUGGGACAUGCCAAGGAAAGUCCCAGAGUCAGGGAACUAAGAGCAAGAUUUUUGCACGACACUUGAGGUGAUAAAUAUCCUUGGAUGCAAAUAUGUUUCUUUGUUAUGUCUGUAAAGCACACCACAAAAGUUCUGCAUUGCUUUGUCAGCAUUUAAGACUCCACCAUGGUCUAUAUUCUGGA